This is a messenger RNA of Aspergillus candidus, 2119 nucleotides long. RefSeq names its product cation:proton antiporter. Gene Ontology annotation, molecular function: antiporter activity. Gene Ontology annotation, cellular component: membrane. The coding region runs from base 164 to 1975 and encodes 603 amino acids. The transcript has 4 exons. The record is from RefSeq and is a predicted model, not a curated record. Gene Ontology annotation, biological process: proton transmembrane transport. Lineage: Eukaryota; Fungi; Ascomycota; Eurotiomycetes; Eurotiales; Aspergillaceae.
UCCGCCUUCAAUUUCUGCCGUUCGCCCUCUUCGAGUCACAUCCAGUCAGUACCUUCUGUUCCUGGUCUUCAGCUCUACCCUAGGGACUGCCUGUCAAAGAUAACCGCCUUAACCAAGCUUGACACUGGUUCCGGUGAUAAACCACCUAGUCAACUAAGCAGAAAUGGUGGAGAGUGGCCCAGAUGCCGCAUUCGCUUAUCAUGAACCGCCAAUAACAACUAUACUGAGCCAUACUGGAUUCCUCGUCGUUUUGAAUCUCGUGAAUGUCUGCCUUGACAGAAUACUAUACUGCGGGCUCGUCGGACAGCUGUUUAUCGGCAUCCUUUGGGGCACCCCUGGCGCAAAGUGGCUCAAUCGUGAGACAGAGACUGUGAUCCAACAACUAGGGUAUCUAGGACUGAUUAUGUUAGUAUACGAGGGCGGGCUGUCAACAUCUAUCAAGUCCGUGAGGGCAAACCUCCAGGUUUCCGUCUGCGUUGCCAUCACUGGCAUUGGAGCACCAAUGGGUCUGUCGUUUGUUCUGACUGGGCUCGUCAAUGCAACCUCGUUACAAGCAUUCGCCGCAGGUGCAGCCCUCAGCGCGACAAGUCUCGGCACCACCUUUACGAUACUUUCAACGACGAAUCUGAUCUCCACGCGCCUAGGGACAGUCACGACCAGUGCUGCCAUGCUAGAUGACGUCGUCGGGCUCGUCAUGGUUCAAAUCAUCUCGAACCUCGGCGGGAGCGCUUCAUCGUUCAGUUCGCUAACGGUUAUCCGUCCCGUCUUCGUCUCUGUUGGUUUUGCCGUGGGUCUUUUUCUUCUUUGUGCGCUCGUCAUCAAGCCGAUCUUCCAAAAAAUCGUCUCCAUGAAGCCCAGAGUCCCUGAUGCCAUGGCAAGCGUGCAAUUUGCAUUUCUGUAUCAGACGGUUUUCCUCGUGGGACUUGUCGCUGGGGCCGCCUAUGCGGGCACGUCGAGCCUGUUCGCGGCUUACCUUGCGGGCGUUACAGUCACUUGGUUUGACGGUAUGCUUAUAGAGUCAAAGGUGCCACCUAGUGAUACUUCGCCCGGGACAUCCCCAACAGACUCCGUUUCUUCCAACAGCGGGGCCCAAAACAGCAGUGCUCGUCAUCCCAGCAGGCAGUCCCAGACCUCGAAUUCAACUACCGCAAAUGCAGCACGACGCGACGGAACCGCAACAGGCGAGAAGGUCUACGAGAAAUAUUACAAACAGCCAGUGAAACGAAUCCUCACGCCACUCUUCUUCGCAUCCAUCGGUUUCGCAAUCCCCAUCACCGAAAUGUUUCAAGGAAGUGUAGUCUGGCGCGGCAUCAUCUACGCGCUUUUGAUGGCGUUCGGGAAAUCGAUCACUGGUAUCUGGCUUGUUCGGUUCUCUAUCUCACCCCGUCGCCCCCUUUCAAGCCUCGCAAAUGGAUUUGGGUCCGGAUUGAAACGGCCGUUCUCUCGCAUCCGUUUCUUCUGCAUACCCGCCCGAACCGACAAUGAUCACAACAACAAACAGCAUACCCAAGCUGAACCCCCCGUGCAGUCCUCCAGAGAAGGCACCGUCACCGCCUCGAACAAUCAAGCAGACACCCAGAGUAAAGAUCGCGGGUCAUCAGACAUCCCAAAAAGCGCCACCAGUCACCCCGAACAAUCACAACCCCACCCAACCACCACUCACCCACCCCCAACACACCACUUCCCCUUCCCCCCCAAACCAAAGUCCCUAUAUCCCCCCUCAAUCCUCGGUCUGGCGAUGAUCGCACGAGGCGAAGUCGGGUAUCUCAUCGCGUCGCUCGCACAGAGCCAGGGCAUGUUCGGAGUUGGGUCGUCUGGGGGAACGUCCGAGAUCUAUCUGGUUGUCAUCUGGGCGAUCUCUAUCUGUACGCUUGUUGGGCCGAUCUGUGUUGGCUUGCUUGUCAGGCGCGUGAAAAGGUUACAGGAGGUCCGGGGUGCGUCUGGCACAGAUCCGUUGGGGGUGUGGGGCAUUUGACGGAUGGUUCUUUGUUGCCUUACUUCAAACCUGGAUAUAAGAACACUUGAUCACUGUAAGUAACAAGGCAUUACCUACCUACUGCAGUAUCAACUUCGAGUCCGAUAAAGCCAGACUUUGCAGCCCAUAUAUCGCCGAGCGCCG